AUGCCUACCGCGGAGGAGGCUAUUUCUUAUUCUUCCGGCAAGGUAGCAUGGUUGACAGCGGAUCAACGGGUUGUAUGCGUCCGAAAUUUGACGACUGGAGCAGUCACGAAGUUUACGACAGAGACACGUGGCGUCAUUUGUCUUAUUCAUCUAUCUGAACAUUGUCUGUUUGCCCAAGCCUCAGGGUAUUGUACUGCUUGGGAGCUGUCGACCCAUCGGUCACAUCAAAUUCGACUUCCAUCUCCGCAUAUCCUAGAGAUCAAUGCUAGCCAUGACAGAGCUAUUAUUGUCAUCGGAAGACAUUCAGACCGUUCAACAGUUCUGAGUUGGCAUUUUGACAGCGACAACGUCCGGUCAGCCCAUAUCGAGGGUAAGCCUCUUUUCACGAGUUGGGGCAAUGGAGACAAUACAGAGAGCAAUAUUCUAUUUGUUGUUCAAGCCGAAAGAGAGGUCGGGUCGGAAUCGUACAGAUUCUUUAGACAGAGAUUCGCAGUGACUGAUCAUGAGAUCAACUUCCUUGAUACCAGAAUUCUAGCCUCUGAUCAAAAGUUCGACCUUGACUUUACAUCCUUUCUUCAAUUCCCACAAUUCAACCAAUUUAUCUGUCGAUAUCGUACUGUCGUUUCUCAACUUCUUCCGGUAAAAAUCUCUUCCGACGCCAUUUUCAUUAACUAUUCUACCAAGACGGAAGCCUUCGUGGUACGCAUCCCAGUACACAAAUUCGAAGAGGAGACGAUACUACAGGACAACAAAGGCAAAAUGCUAACUGUAGAUGGGACAAUCUACUAUCCACUCUCCUCCUGGCGUUAUUUCAGGGUCAAUCAAAUCCUUGACGAAAUGGACAUUUUGUUCACAGAUUUCUAUACCCAGAUCACCAUGGACUAUUUAGGAGACGGAGCAUGUUUUGUUGCGUUUGGUGACAAUCGACUAUAUGGUUUUGUGCAUACCGAGGGCAUCAAAGUCUGGUGCACAAAUCGUCGGAUCACCCGACAUCUACGGACUCGAACAGAUAAUGGUCCCGUCCCUCUUGUCGGUGCAAUCGAUAGCCCUCUGAAGUUCUUAAUGAUUUUCUUCCUCAUUCCCCUUGAUGUCUCAAUAGUGAGAGAGAAUCAUCUCACAAAAAGCACUCAUUGCAAUACCAAAGAUGUAAAUUCUACUUCUGCCAAAAAUCCCGAAGAUGCAUCAAGCCUCGAGUUCGCAAGCAAAGAAGCCUGCAUAAUCGAAACCGACUCCGACAACGACACCACCGACAGUGCUAAUGCAGAAGACGAAAUAACCUACCCCGAAGGAGGCCGCACAGCCUGGCUAGUGGUACUAGGCAGCUGGAUGUCCUGCUUUGGUUCAAUGGGCCUCAUGAACUGUCUCGGCAUCUUCCAAACUUACCUAGAUCAACACCAACUCCAGGCUCACUCCUCCAGUAGCAUAGCCUGGAUAUUCGGCAUUUACUCCUUUCUCGCUUUUUUCUGUGGCAUCGAAGUUGGUCCCUUUUUUGAUGCAAAGGGGCCUAGACCACUUAUUCUAUUAGGCGGAAUAGGAACUGUGAGCUUUUUAUUGUUGCUUGAGGUGUGCACGAAAUAUUGGCAUUUCAUGCUCUGUUUUGGACUGCUGGGAGGCAUUAGUCUAUCUCUUGCCUUUAGUCCCUCUAUAUCCAUUGUAGCGCAUUAUUUCUAUCGUCGAAGAGGAUUUGCGGUCGGCAUUGCAUCUUCAGGCGCUUCGAUAGGCGGUGUUGUGUUUCCAUUACUAUUUCAACAUGUUUCUUCCAGGUUAGGGUUUGCAUGGGCCACGCGGAUCAUUGCGCUUGUUGAUCUAAUCACCUUCAGUCUUGCUUUCUUAUUAAUUCCAAGACGCUUUCCAUCCAAACAGGCUACUUUCGAAAGACUUGUUCCGGAUCUAUCAAUCUUUCGACAGAGUGAUCUUAUGCUCGCUACUAUGGGAAUAUUCUUUAUGGAAUGGGCCCUGUUCAUUCCAUUGACGUAUUUGACCUCCUUUGCAUUGGAUAUCAAUAUGUCCUCCGAAUCGGCAUACAUGUUGUUAUCCCUCGUCAACGCCGCUGCCGUCUUUGGGCGCUGGAUACCCGGUUAUUGCGCUGAUCGUAUUGGGAGAUUCAACGCACUCAUCAUCACUAUUGCCAUGUGUUUGGUCUUUAUUGUUUGUUUUUGGAUUCCGGCUCAGUCUGAAUGUGUUAGAGAAGGGAAUGCAUCUGCCGUGGCGAUUGCGUUCGCGGUUCUGUUCGGGUUUGCGAGUGGGAGUAAUGUCAGUCUGGCGCCGGUUUGUAUUGGGCAGUUAUGUAAGAUUGAAAGAUUUGGGAGAUAUUAUGCCACGGCAUAUGUUAUUGUUAGUAUCAGUACCCUUACUGGAAUUCCUAUAUGCGGCGCUAUACUUCAGCGUUGCAACGGAGAAUACUGGGGAUUGAUUACAUUUGCUAUUGUAAGUUAUGCUGCCAGCUUGAUUUGUUUAGCAGCAGCAAAGAUAUCUCGUUGUGGAUGGGAUCAGGUGUUGGCUGUUUUCUGA
Messenger RNA from Talaromyces stipitatus ATCC 10500, 2511 nucleotides. Its product is annotated as monocarboxylate permease, putative. Gene Ontology annotation, molecular function: transmembrane transporter activity. NCBI's taxonomy places the organism in Eukaryota, Fungi, Ascomycota, Eurotiomycetes, Eurotiales, Trichocomaceae. Bases 1 to 2511 code for a protein of 836 amino acids. The transcript is spliced from 5 exons. Gene Ontology annotation, cellular component: fungal-type vacuole membrane. Gene Ontology annotation, biological process: transmembrane transport. The record is from RefSeq and is a predicted model, not a curated record.